Messenger RNA from Effrenium voratum, 1135 nucleotides. NCBI's taxonomy places the organism in Eukaryota, Dinophyceae, Suessiales, Symbiodiniaceae. The record is from the annotation of a GenBank genome assembly.
AGCCUCAGCCCUCAGGGACAGCAAGGUAACGUAGCUGCCGCCGAGCAAUUCUGCUGCAGGCGCAGGCGCAUGGCGACCUUCUUCGCCUACCCGGAUCCCUUCAUUUGGUGGCAAGUGCUGCUGUACCAGCUGGUGGUGGCCUUGGGCUCCUUCAUCAUCGGCUGCUUUGGCCUUGGAGGAGGACUGCUCUUUCUGCCCGCGAUGCUGCUGCUGCCAAGCUUCGAGCCCCUCGUAGCGGUGCCCACGGUUUUCGUGAUGGCAUGUGUGGCCAACACGGCGCGGACGAUUCAGCUUUACAGGCUGGGAUUCAUCAGCUUCCGGGAGAACUGGCCAGUGAUGGUGGGCGCCUUUAUCGGCGGCGCCCUGGGCCAGCUUCUGCUGCUCUACAUCCCGGCGGCAGUGGCCGCGCUCCUGGUGGCGGCGGUGGCCGUGAUGGGGGGCUUCCAGGUGCAAGUCUGGGUCUGCAAGCAGUGGGCCAAGGCCAAAGCGGCCAAGGCCGAGGCGGAAGCGGCGAGGGUAGAGGAGACUGUUGCGGAUGAAGCUGGCAAUGACCCCCCUGAUGAUGCCGUGGCAGAUGAAGCAACGCCAACCCAGGUGGAGCCCAAAGUCCAGGAGCUGGCGGAGCAGAAGUCUGCUGCUGGAAGCUCGGUCAAAUCCACCCAUUUCCGGCAGCUUCUGAUGGUGCUGGUGGCGCUGGUGGCUGCAUCGCUGUCCUCCGUCGGAGGCUUGGGGGGUCCAGUCAUUUUCAUGCCCCUCUGGCUGAUGAUCGAGAAGGACAUCCCUCCGAAGAAGCUCCAGGGCAUGGCCUCGACCUUCGCCUGCGUCUUCAUCCCCGUGGCCUGCGCGGUUGGCCUGGCCCUGGGGCACCCGGAUGUGGGCUUCGGGCUCCUCUGCAGUGGGGUCUCGGUGACCUUCAUGCUACUGGGGGGUUUGUGCAUGCAGCGGCUCAGCGACAGCAGCCUGAAGCUGGGCAUUGGGGUCCUGCUCAUCGUGGUGGGUUUGGCGCUGGGGGCCCGGACCGGCGUGCAGCUCAGCGAGGUCUGAGGUCGGUCUGAGCUCCAUGCAGCUCGGCGCGGCUCUGAGAUCGAUCUGAGAUCUGUCGGUUGAUUUGGAACGUUUGCACAUGGUGAAGGUU